GAUGGCGUUUCUCACUCAAUGACUAGACUCUUGUCGAUGAUUGUUACCAAAGCAACGAAUAAAUAUUAACAAAACACUGAGAUCCGAUAUGACUGCGAUUGAAAUAUUUUCGAGUUCUAUUUAUUAUAAAUAUAGAGCUAGAAUAUAUUCUUUAAGCUCUUUAAUUGUGUUAUUAUUGGUUAUGAUGUCAAUAAUUACUCCGUUCUUUCUAAUGUUUAAUACAGGAGGAUUUUGGAUAAAAACAAAAACUCAUGCAGAAACACCAGACAUAUCUUUUCAAUAUAAAUAUUUAUUACUAAUGGAGAGAGGCAUAGAAAUGGCCCCAAUAGUUUGUUCUACCUUUACUAGCUACAAAGAGAAUAAUAUUUCUGAUGAUUGUUUAAUCAUAAAGGUACAAGAAAUAGAUACAAACAACGAUGGGAGGAAAGAUAUAUUAAAGUUUGAAGCUCAGUUUUAUACAGAUUCACCUAUUAAGAACAUAAGAUUUUUUUUAUUUUUUGAUUUUAAAUUAAAGCAAAUUUUUGAAAGCUCUAUUCAAUCAUUAGCAAUAUUUGAUCAUACAUUACAUCAAGAUGAACAAAAGAUUUAUUUCAUUGCUGAUUUGGAAUUAAAACAGAGAGGCAUUCUUCAUAGCGAUCAUUUAUAUGAGACAUAUAAUCAUAGUAUAGAGUUGUCAGACCGAACAUUGCUGCAAUUGCUAUCUCAAAGUGUUAAUAAAAAGUUUUCAGCAGAAAUUACUAACAGCCAUGUAAUCACUCAAUCGGGAUUUUCAAAGGAAGAUAUGAUUACAAUCCAAGGAGAAUUACAUUACAAAGAUCAUUUAAUAUAUUAUCAACCUAAUUUGUGGGAAGAAUUGAAAUGGGCAUGGAUACAGUAUAUAUCAUGUUUUAUCGUAUUUGUUUAUUUAACUAAUUAUAUUCUAACAUUUUUAUUCUCAAACCGAUAUUUAAAUUCGUAUAUUGUAGUGCCGUGGAAAGUUAAAUAAAAAAGAUAAUAAUAUUAAAUACGCACAUUCGCAUUUCGGUAAUUUCGUAAUUUAGCGCCAUGAACGUAGCCGAUUAAUUAAGAAACCAACGUUUGUUAUAAUUUUUUUUGAAUGAAUAUCUUUUUGUAUAUUUUAUAUAUACACAUACACACAUGCACAUAUACACAUAUAAAAAAUAAAAUGAAUGUAUAAUACAAUGAAUAUUGUU
This is a messenger RNA of Vespa velutina, 1193 nucleotides long. Its product is annotated as transmembrane protein 231-like. The transcript is spliced from 5 exons. Gene Ontology annotation, biological process: regulation of protein localization; cilium assembly. Gene Ontology annotation, cellular component: ciliary membrane; ciliary transition zone. The record is from RefSeq and is a predicted model, not a curated record. NCBI's taxonomy places the organism in Eukaryota, Metazoa, Arthropoda, Insecta, Hymenoptera, Vespidae. Bases 89 to 985 code for a protein of 298 amino acids.